Messenger RNA from Fusarium vanettenii 77-13-4, 2093 nucleotides. RefSeq lists its product as uncharacterized. The record is from RefSeq and is a predicted model, not a curated record. The transcript is spliced from 3 exons. Gene Ontology annotation, biological process: DNA-templated transcription; regulation of DNA-templated transcription. Bases 1 to 2034 code for a protein of 677 amino acids. NCBI's taxonomy places the organism in Eukaryota, Fungi, Ascomycota, Sordariomycetes, Hypocreales, Nectriaceae. Gene Ontology annotation, molecular function: DNA binding; zinc ion binding; DNA-binding transcription factor activity, RNA polymerase II-specific.
AUGGGCGAACCAUCGACGAAGCGGCGCAAAGUCCGUAAAGGAACACGCAGCUGCUGGGAAUGCCGUAGACGCAAGAUCAAGUGUCAAUUCAACAGCGACGAAGAUGCAAUCUGCGUGGGCUGUAUCCAGCGCGAGACGACAUGCAUCUCGCAAGAGUACGUCCAGGAGCCUGCAGCUCCCACGCAGGACAAGCGUCUCGCGCAGCGCCUCGGACGACUCGAAAUGUUGAUGGAGAAGCUGGUCGACAAUUCAGUCCCUGAACCUUCGCCUGCCCGAAGAGUGCAUAUCCCUUCGCCCUCCGAUUCGGAUGAACCGUCUACCUUUCGUCGCUUCACGCAACAAGCGGCUGAUGUGUUUGACUCUUCAGUCGUGGAUAAUGCCCAGCACAUGACAUCUACAUUAAACCAUUCCGAUACACCUCUGACAUCCCUCCCCGAUUCAACCCCCAUAGUCCCCCCAAUCCGCUUCCCAUCCCGCCUAGCGAAAGCAAAUCACAUCUCCCCCCAACUACACGCCCUCUUCCCACCCCAAAGAACCCUGUACGCCAUCUCCCAGCAGAGUCCCGGUGCACGCUUCGUCCUCGCAGCAUUUUACUCCCAAAAAGAUCAAAUCGACGGAAAACCAGAACCUCUUUCAUCUCUAGCCCAGAUCCCAGAUGUCACCAGCCAUCCCGCUAUCCUGGCCAAGCGGCUUCUGCAGCUGGCAACAAUGGAAGAAUGGGUAUCUGUUGCAUCCAGGCUAGUCACAUCAGACGACGACUUUGUAGGAUGCCUCGAAGGUCUAGAGUGUCUCAUCAUCCAGAGCUUCUAUCAAAGCGACGCUGGCCAAUUGCGCAAGGCAUGGAUGACAUGUCGUCGCGCUCUCAACAUGGCCCAACUCAUGGGAAUAGAUCGUCGAUCAGCAAAGUCGAUCCGUUCUUGCGAUCCAUCAUUUGACCCUCGACGUCGUCCAUCCCCAGGUGUAAUGUGGUUCCGCAUCAACUGCAACGACCGCUACCUCUCCCUCAUCCUUGGUCUCCCCAUUGGAUCCCGCGACAACUGGUUCGCCCUGGAUGAUAAUAUUCAGUCCGAUGCACCUAGCGACAAGCUCGGAAAGGUUUACGCCGACAUUUCUGGUAAAAUCGCCGACAGAAACGAAAUGACGGGCAGCGAAGCAUACGCCCUAACGCAAUCAAUCGACCUAGAACUUGAGAAAGCCUUCAAGAUGAUGGACGUCCUAUGGUGGAAACUCCCGGAUAUGGCCAUAUGCUGCAACUCAUCUGACACAUCCGGCGACAACAUGUCGGUCGUCAAGCUCCAGAUCCGUCACUACUCGCUCCUCAUCCUGCUCCACCUCCCAUAUCUUCUUCGGGACCGUGGCCAGAGACGGUACGAGUACAACCGCGCCACGUGCAUGCAAGCAAGUCGCGAUGUUUUGCACCGCUUUCUCGAGUACCGGACUUGUUUCACAACAGCCAUCGCCGGUCGGCACGUCGAUUACUCUGCCUUAGUAGCAGCCAUGACACUCCUCCUGGGUUACCUAGGCUGGCGAUGGCCCGGGUAUGAAGCCCAGCGAGCUCAAGAUCGAGAAUUGGCCGAAAAGGCACAGGACAAGAUGCACGAAAUGGGAGCCUUGAACAACGACAGACUCUGCAUCGAAGCAGCCGAAACAAUCCGUCAGCUCCUCCCCAUCGUCCAAAGACCUACAAACGGAGAAGAGAGAAAUGUUCAUCUCAACAUCCCCUUCUUAGGAACUGUCAACAUCAAUCCGGGCCCAUCACCUCCGCCAUCUACAGCAGGCCUGAUUCCAACGCCCACGGGCAACACAGAGGGAGGGUUACCGUCAGAAAUCCCCUUCUCCUUCUCUCUCAAUGAACCUUCGUUCACACCCCAGCCACCCGAGAUUACCGACAUUUCCACAACCUGUCCUCUCGAGAAUGCAGUCCCCGACUGUGUAACUGCCGAAUGGCCAUGCUUCACGGCUGAUCCAGAGGAUUGGGCUCUGCAAGGAGUAGAUACGACCUACUGGUCCAUGUUAAAUAGCAGCAUAGCAUGAAAAGAUAGAGUCAGGUGGCCAAGGAUCGGCGUCGUGUUUAUUAGAUUAUGCUGUAUACC